Messenger RNA from Metarhizium brunneum ARSEF 3297, 1740 nucleotides. It is a transcript of the gene trm6, whose product is annotated as tRNA (adenine(58)-N(1))-methyltransferase non-catalytic subunit trm6. NCBI's taxonomy places the organism in Eukaryota, Fungi, Ascomycota, Sordariomycetes, Hypocreales, Clavicipitaceae. Gene Ontology annotation, biological process: tRNA methylation. Gene Ontology annotation, cellular component: nucleus; tRNA (m1A) methyltransferase complex. The record is from RefSeq and is a predicted model, not a curated record.
AUGUCUCGAAGCGUGGUACAACCCAACAGCUGGGUGGCAUUGAGACUGCCAAACGACGCACUGCGCGUUCUCCAAGUCGCACCAAACACGACAAUCUCCCUCGGAAAAUAUGGCUCGUUCCCGAGCAAUUUGCUCAUGGAGCGCCCGUUCCACCUGACGUACGAAGUACAAGAGAAGCGCCCCGGCGAAAACUUCUCCCGGCUGCGAAUCGUGCCCGGCGCAGAGCUCAACGCCGACAUACUCGCCGAGACCAACGAGAAUGAGCAGACGGACGGCGACGCGGCCAUUGUCGUCGGCGAAGGCGAGCAGCUGGCGCUCGUAGACGAAUCCGGCAAGGUUGUCGCGCGGUCGAAUCGAGAAAUCAUUGACGACUCGGCGCGGCAGACGCUCACAGCAGACGAGAUUGAGGUGUUGAAGCGCGAGGGCGCCUCGGCCGGCAAAGAGCUGAUUGCCAAGCUCAUGCUGUCGCACACGGCGAUUGACCAGAAGACGUCGUACUCGCUCGCGAAAUACAAGCUCCUGAAAGAGCGCAAGUUCCUGAGGAGAUUCUCCGUGCUGCCGCUGGACGUCGUCCUGCUGGGCCAGUGGCUGCUGGAGAACAGAGACGCCUGGAAAGUGCUGGAGCUGAGGCCGGAGAUGAUGGGCCUGCUGGGAUGCUGGGCAGACGUGCAUUUCGGAGGCGAGCCCGCCCAGGGCGUGCGCGAGCCUCACGGGGGCCGGUGGCUAGCGGUCGAUGACACGGGCGGCCUGCUGGUGGCCGCUUUGGCGGAGAGGAUGGGAUUGCUGCACCACGAGCCGGGGGAGCAGGCCGCGUCCCCGGGCCCCGGGGAGGAGGAGGAGGAGAGCCGGCCGGCGGCAGAGGCGGCCGCAGGGCAAAACGGCGCAAACGGCGGCCCCGAACAACAACAAGAGCCUCCGUCGUCGCCACAGGCGCAGCGGACGAGUAAGAAGCGUCCUCGCUGUCGUGAUUUCGACGACCACUUCGCCCUCACAAAUACAAUCACCCUCAUCCACUCCAAUUCGCAGCCUAACUUAUCCGUGCUGCGGUACUUUGACUACGACGCCGGCGAUCCCAACCCGACGUACCCGUACCACCCGCUCUUCACCAACCUCCUCCCCAUCUCGUGGCUGCAGCUCGUCGACCCCGCGCAAGACGUCGUCUGCUCCGAGAAGCCGGCGGACGCGACGCCCGAGGAGCUCGCGUCCUGGAAACCCAACCGCCGCGGAAACUACCACCGCAAACGCCGCAGGUGGGCCCGGACCAACGAGGUCAUCGAGAACACGCGGGCGGGCGGCUUUUCCGGGCUCGCCGUAGCGAGCACCAUGGACCCCGUUUCCGUCCUGCGCGAGGCGCUCCCGCUGCUGGCGGGGGGCGCCCCCAUCGCCAUCUACUCGCCGACCAUCGAGCCGCUGGAACAGCUGGUGGACUGCUUCAGCAUCGGCCGCCGGGCGGCGUGGGUGUCGUCGCUGCCCGCGGAGGCGGAGGGCAAGACGCAGGCCGAGCUGGACCGGUGGCGGGGCACGAGGGAGUUCCCCAUUAAUCCUACCUUGGUGCUGGGCGCGGCCGUCCAGAGCAGCAGAGCCAGGAGGUGGCAGGUUCUGCCGGGGAGGACACAUCCGUUCAUGACGGGGAGAGGGGGCGCCGAGGGCUUCUUGUUUACGGGGUGGAGGGCGAUUCCGGCCCAGGGGAGGGUUUCUGCAAGGGGCAAGUUCCAGAAGAAGAGGGGAGAAGCGGCAUGA